UGAUCCGUUAGGUCGCGUUUGGGUUAAAAAGUAAAUCUCUCUCCUUUCUUCUUCACCAAACUCUGCUUUUUUAAAACCAGUUUGAAAGUAGUAGAAACAACUUGGGUACGAAGUUGUUUUUGUUAAUUUUGAUGAGAGUUUGGAAAACAUGAGUAGUAGCGGUGGAUAUACUAUAGAAGUUACGGGACUGUCACCGGAAGCCACUGACAAGGACGUGUUUGAUUUCUUCGCUUUCUCUGGUGCUAUUGACCAUGUCGAAAUCAUCAGAUCCGGUGAAGAUGCCUGUACUGCCUAUGUGACAUUCAAAGAUGCUUAUUCUCAAGAAACUGCUUGCUUGCUCAGUGGUGCCACAAUUUUGGAUCAACGUGUAUGCAUAACGCGCUGGGGGCAAUGUGAAGAUGAAUUUGGUUUCUGGAGCAGACCUUCAUAUAGCCAUGAAGAGGAAACUAGUUCAACUGCUUCACAAAGAGUCCAAUUCCCCAGCACUGGAGAGGCAGUAACUAUGGCUCAGGAAGUGGUUAUAACAAUGUUAGCCAAGGGAUAUGAUCUGGGUAAAGAUGCAUUAAGCAAGGCCAAAGCCUUUGACAGGUCUCAUCAAGUUUCAGCAACUGCAACAGCCAAGGUGGCUGAGCUCAGUGAGAGGUAUGGCCUCGCUGAUAAGAUAUGUGCAGGGGUUGGAGUUGCUAAAUCUGUGGAUGAAAGGUACCAUGUCUCAGAGAGGACCAAGUUGGCCGCAUCAGCAACAGGAAGAAUGGCUGCAGCAGCUGCACACACUGCGGUAAACAGCAGCUACUUCUCGAAAGGAGCUCUUUGGGUCUCGGAUGCUUUAAGUCGAGCGUCUAAAGCUGCAGCUGACUUGGGUGGUCAUGGUGUUCAGCACUGAUGCUUUUGGUUAACUCAAAUAUGGUUUGUUUCUUCUAGUCUUGUGUAUAUUAAUAGCUUACAACAUUUAUGCAAAUAUGCAACUAUAGAAUACUCGCUAUAAUUAGUUAACCAAAAGAGGACAAAGAAAGAUUCAUCAUAAAGUUGUGUAUCAGUACCUAGUGUGAUCUUGGUUUUUGUUUCACUUCCCAUGCGGAUUUAGGAAUAAUGUAUAAUAAGGCUUGUGCCUUUUUGCUGUU
This is a messenger RNA of Quercus robur (English oak), 1121 nucleotides long. RefSeq names its product binding partner of ACD11 1. NCBI's taxonomy places the organism in Eukaryota, Viridiplantae, Streptophyta, Magnoliopsida, Fagales, Fagaceae. The record is from RefSeq and is a predicted model, not a curated record. The transcript is spliced from 5 exons. Gene Ontology annotation, molecular function: RNA binding. Bases 149 to 883 code for a protein of 244 amino acids.